Molecule: messenger RNA, 2084 nt
Organism: Juglans regia (Persian walnut)
Lineage: Eukaryota; Viridiplantae; Streptophyta; Magnoliopsida; Fagales; Juglandaceae
Product: APETALA2-like protein 3
Exons: 10
Coding region: 246-1754 (502 amino acids)
Biological process (GO): regulation of DNA-templated transcription
Molecular function (GO): DNA binding; DNA-binding transcription factor activity
Source: RefSeq, a predicted model, not a curated record
UCCCUCUCUCUCUCUCUCUCUCUCUCUCUGGCUAACAAAUUCUUGUAUCUGCGGGAAAAAUCACACAGCCGGCUAUGAUUCCGACUCGCCGGCCACUCUUCCCUUAAUCCAAAGUAUAAAACCAUAGACUCGGUCUCUCUCUCUCUGUCUGUGUGUUUGUGUUUCUGUCACGAGCUUGAUUUGUUCACUUUUAUUCUACUUCUAAGGUAGGAAUUUUGUGGAGUUAAAACCUUUUUUGGGAGAAAAUGCUGGAUCUUAAUCUCAGCGUAGGUUCCGCGGAUUCUGCCUCGGAUUCCGUGGAAAUGGUGAGGGAGAAGAUUCUACGCCUCUCCGGAAGCCCAAAGGAGAGCUCCGGUAGCUUCAAUUCCUCCGUUGUUAGUGCUGGCGACGAGGACUCUACCUCCAACUACUGCGAUGCGGCUUUCGCUUACAGCUUCGGCAUUCUCAAGGAUAACAGAUCGAUCAGCCCCGGAGAAGAGCUCGAUAAAUGCGACCGAACCAUCCAGUUAUUUCCAGUGAGCAGAGCAGGGGAGGGAGAGGCCGACGUGUCCAGGUCCAGGCUCGGGCUCGGUAAGUCUUCGCGGCAGGAGUGGACGGGUUUCACUUCGAGUUAUGGUGGAAUGGGGGCGGAGCACAGGAUGGCGGCCCAGCAGCAGCGGGGGGAGCAACAACAGAGGCCGCAAGUGAAGAAGAGUCGCCGGGGACCGAGGUCUCGGAGCUCUCAGUAUCGCGGCGUUACGUUUUACCGAAGAACUGGAAGAUGGGAAUCGCACAUUUGGGAUUGCGGGAAGCAAGUGUAUCUGGGAGGAUUUGACACUGCUCAUGCUGCGGCUAGGGCAUAUGAUCGGGCUGCAAUCAAGUUUCGUGGAUUGGAUGCUGAUAUCAAUUUUAAUAUCAGCGAAUAUGAUGAAGAUAUUAAGCAUAUGAGUAAUUUUUCCAAGGAAGAAUUUGUGCAUAUCCUACGCCGCCAGAGCACCGGGUUUUCCAGGGGAAGCUCCAAGUACAGGGGAGUGACGCUACACAAAUGUGGGAGAUGGGAAGCUCGUAUGGGGCAGUUUCUGGGCAAGAAGUAUAUAUAUCUUGGGCUAUUCGAUAGCGAGGUGGAGGCUGCAAGGGCAUAUGACAAGGCUGCCAUCAAAUGCAAUGGAAGGGAUGCUGUCACUAACUUUGAGCUGAGCACAUAUGAAGAGGAAAUUAUCCCUGAGGCUGAUAAUGACUGCAAUCAAAAUCUUGAUCUUCAGUUGGGAAUGGCUCCACCUUCAUUUUCUAAUGUGGGGAAGGAGAACAACACUGAUGCAAGCAGUUUUCAUUUGCAGCGUGGCUGGGAUGAGAUGCCUUUUGAUAGGAGACCAAGGAUUGAGAACACUGCUUCAGAAACAGUGAGGAUUCAAGUUCCUCAUGGACCUGCGAAUGCAUCUGAGCACCCUCUUCUCUGGAGUGGUGCAAAUUCCAGUUUCUUUUCCAUCUAUAAGGAGAAAGCAAUGGAGAAAAGGAUGGAAGUUGAGUCCUCGCCAUGUUGGCCAAGUCAAACCUGCGGUCCUUUUGGUGGGGCGACUCAAGUGCCACUCUUCUCUGCUGCAGCAUCAUCAGGAUUCCCGUCAACGACUACCAGUUAUCCAUCAGCUGCUGUUGGUCAACUUCAUCUUCCAAAUACAACUAUCCAUCCACCACCAUUCUUUGCCAUCAAUCACCCACACUACCACCAUGUCCCAUUUCCACUGCAAGAGCUGAAAUCAGUACCAGGAAGAACAUAGCAACAACCCCCAGAAAUCUUCUAAUUUGUUCUGAAAGCAGAAGAUGGCCGGUCGGUAGGCAAAUUUGGAAAACAAAGAUUGGUAAUUGAAUUCAUUAGUUUCAGUAGAUUUCUGCAUUAUGGAUAUCUGAUUCCAUAAGUUGAUAUGAUCUUUUCUUCCAUGUGAAGCUUUAUCAAACUUAAGCACCUUAGCUCUGUGGCAUGAGUAGAUUUGGGUACUAUUUCUGCCUCCAUAUAUGCUGGUUUUGUGCUACAAUGAGUCUCUGCACAAAGCUCAGAAAGUACGUAUGUCCUGUGAAAUGAUUUGAAAAGAAAACAUUGUCACUUCAAA